This is a messenger RNA of Penicillium olsonii, 339 nucleotides long. The record is from the annotation of a GenBank genome assembly. NCBI's taxonomy places the organism in Eukaryota, Fungi, Ascomycota, Eurotiomycetes, Eurotiales, Aspergillaceae.
AUGUGCUUUUACAACCAAAAGAGAUUUGCCUGCGGGGACUGGAGCUGGACCAGCUUUGCUCACCGAUGCAACUAUGAAUACCGCACCGGCGAAACAUGCGGAAUGAGACUCGUCAACAUGACGGAAGACGAGAGGAGCAACUGCCGGCUCUGUGACAAAAUCGAAACUAAAUUCCGUCGGCGAAGCGCCGAAGUCGACCGGUUGGACCGGUGGAGACGAGAAGGGGCCACCCUGGUGGCAUCAAUGGAUCGGUCUCACAAGCUCAUUAUGGAUCUUGAGAAGGAGAUCCGGUCUCUGCAACGGGAGCGGGAUGACCGUAGGGGUACACUCCUGCGAUAG